This is a messenger RNA of Entrophospora sp. SA101, 1791 nucleotides long. The record is from the annotation of a GenBank genome assembly. NCBI's taxonomy places the organism in Eukaryota, Fungi, Glomeromycota, Glomeromycetes, Entrophosporales, Entrophosporaceae.
AUGCAGUGUCCAAGAAAAAGAGGUCCAAGAGUUGGUUUGGUAGAGAGUUUAGAAAGGCGUCUUCAACAAAUGGAAAAACUUUUACAACCCCUCAAAGAACAAGGAAUUGUUGUAGGGGAAGAGGAUGAUGUAUUAAUAUAUUUCGGCAAAACUUCGGCAAAGCCAGGACUCAUACCAAAAAAAGAAACGUUCUGUGGAGAUGCGGAUGAUAAUGACAUAAUGCACACUACCACUACUAACUCCUCAGAAAAUAGUUCAGAAUCUAGUGGCAAUCGUCAAGACAUUGUAAGAAAUCCAAGGUAUUUGUCCGGUGAAGGUUAUGCUGAAAUAGCCUCUCAAAUGAUAUUUCAUACAAUCGAUCGUCCAACUCUGUUAUUACUUACUCUGCAAAGCUACGGUGCAAUGAAAGGUCCUAGAUGUUGGACAUAUUUAGGAAUUGCUAUAAGAAUGGCACAGGAAAUAGGAUUGCACAGAAUAGACGAAUCGCUUGGAAAUUCAUCCCAUUCAAUUGUUGAUGAUGAAAUGGCAUUUAUUAAGAAAGAAACUCGUAGAAGGACGUUUUGGCUUGGUUUUACGCUUGAUAGAUUUUCAGCAUGUGCACUUGGUAGACCUCAUAUGAUUCAAGAAUCUGAUUGUGAUGUUCGAUUACCUUGUAAAGAAGAAAUAUGGAAUUUAGAACAUCCAUUCACCAGCCCAAAAAUUGAUGAAUUUCGAAAAGAAUCUAAAGAAAAACAAGGGCUCCUGCUUAAACUUGCUAAAUGCGGACUAUGUGCUUGCCUUGUUAGUGUUGCCGCUUUACUUGGACGUGCUUGUCAAUAUGUCAAUAGAUCAAACUCUAGAAAUAUUUCACAACCUUGGGAUCCCAAAUCAGAAUAUGUUCAACUUGAAGGCGAUAUAAAAUCAUGGCACAGUUCAAUUUCGCCACAUUAUGACUAUUCGUUUGAGAAAUUACAAAAAUAUAUGAGCAAUGGUACAGGUGUGAGUUUUGCCACAAUGCAUAUAGUAUAUCAUGCAACUGUCGUUGUGCUAAACAGACACAGUUUCUCGAGAUCACAACAAAAUGAUGGAGUUACACCUGAUGUUGAAUUUGUAAAAAAAUCUGAUGCAAAAUGUACAGAAGCUGCUCGAUUUGCUUCUGAGAUAGCAAAAGAUAUCAUUAGUAUCGGUUGCUCCAACAUGUUCCCAUUCAGUGUCUAUGGUGUAUUUGCAACCGCAUCUAUUCAUAUCAAUGAUUCAUUUAGUAAUGACAAAGAAUUGGCACAAAAUGCAAAAAAAUGUUUGAAAAUUGACGAACAAUACUUGAGGGAUAUGGAAUCACAUUGGGCAACAGCCGGGAAGUUGGCCACGUUGAUGAAAGAAAUGAUAAUAGCUAAAGAAUCCAAUAAUAAAUCUGAUAUAACGCCAUUUUACAAUUAUAACAACAAUGAAUUCAACGGCAGGUAUGACAACAAUAACAAUAUCUAUAAUAAUUUUGGAGGGUUAGAAAAUGAUAACAUUGGUAUUAUUAAUAAUAAUAUGGUGCCGAUGAGUGACCAAACGUUUAUUAAUGGUGGUGGUGAAUCUUGGACAAGUCUCCUUCGAUCUCCGUACAUUUUAACACCACGUACACUUCAACGAGGAGGAAUAGAUUAUUUUACUCAAAGUCCAAAUGUUUUUGGAAGUCAAUAUCCUACUAUUACAUACGAAAAUGUUCCGUUGGUUGAUGCUUCGUCAUCAUCAACUACUGGAUUUAUACCACCAGAGUUUUCUUCUACCAAUGCGAAUACUUCUAGAUUCCCACCACUGAUGUAG